AAUCGGCGUGCGCAGAACGCUAAUCUUUAUUCUGAAAAAAAUAAAAAAAUAAAAAAAUAAAAAAUUUCUCUACCGCCACUAUUUAUUCACUGUCUCUGCGGUGCCGGUUCUCAGAUUAUCAGCGGCGAAAAUGGCAAACAACGUCAACGUAGACGGUUCCGACCGGUUACCGACGAUACUGGUCACAAACGACGACGGAAUCGACGCACAAGGCCUCCGUUAUCUCGUCCGCGUCCUCGUCUCUGCCAAUCGCUACCGAGUCUUCGUCUGCGCUCCUGAUUCGUACGUAACUCCACUUCAAUACUUCUCUGAAUUUUUUUUUUUAUCUCUUUGAUUCUAUGUUCUGUUCUUGUUCCAUUAUGUACGGACUCUUUCGAUUUACUGUUACUGUUUGGACGAUCUUAAUUGCCGAUUAUCCCAAACUGUUUGUUUUAACAAAAAAGUGGUUUCAGUUCGGACUGUACAAAAGUGUCCAUUUGUUUAUAAAUUUAUUUAAAAUUU
Rubroshorea leprosula is the source of this 501-nucleotide messenger RNA. Lineage: Eukaryota; Viridiplantae; Streptophyta; Magnoliopsida; Malvales; Dipterocarpaceae. The record is from the annotation of a GenBank genome assembly.